This is a messenger RNA of Suillus fuscotomentosus, 581 nucleotides long. RefSeq lists its product as uncharacterized. Lineage: Eukaryota; Fungi; Basidiomycota; Agaricomycetes; Boletales; Suillaceae. The record is from RefSeq and is a predicted model, not a curated record. The coding region runs from base 123 to 395 and encodes 90 amino acids. The transcript is spliced from 3 exons.
UGUGCCUAAACUGCGGCAGUAUGGCCGUUCUAUCUGUCUCCUGCGAAUGAAUGAAAAGUUCUCGAUGAUCGAAAUACAGUCGCCACCCUUGCCACCCGCAUGGAGUUGAUGGACUUGGACGAAUGGAAACUGGCACAAGCACGAUGUCAUUCUUCCUGUGUGCGUUAUUACCUAUGGGUUUGGUUCAGUACGUACCAGCUAUUUUCUCCCACAACAGCUCACACUGGCAUCAAGUUCUGCCUAAUACGAUACCAUCCCAUAACGCCGCAAGACCUUUUGCUGGUCUCCAAUCGCGUCGUUUUCGAAUUGCGUCGAAGUGUAGCGGUGCGCACUCCAUUUCAAGACUUGCCAAUUUACAACACGAGGUAACUUGUUACAAGGAAAUUACUCCUUGAAUCAGGGCAGUCCAGAUUACGCCGGCCAGGCGUGCCAUGGGCAUGGAGCAUAUGAUAUAAAAACCGUAUAUUCGUUCAAUCCAACUCUCGUUACACUGCAUCACAGACAAGGACGUGAGCGCAACAUGAAUUCAUCCACAUCGACACUACAAAGCCCAUCGUUCUCACAGCCAGGGCAGGCCCCUG